AAAUCUUCAAGGCCGUUGCGUUGUGUUGUCGCGGCGGCGGACUGAGAUCGAUCUCCGUAUUUUCUAAAGCUUACAGGCAUCCUCCUCUUGCUGGAUGGCAGCAAGUAAGAUCAUUGGCAGCGGGCGUCACGACGCACUGGAGUUUUUGUUUUGUUUUGAAUCCACUGAAAAAACGUCGAUCCCGAUGAUGAUGAAGCAGGUCUCUUGAUGGUCCAUUCUCGGCACGGUCUGUGAUUUUUUUUUGUGCGAAGAAGAGUUGUGAAGUUUGAUAUUUAUGCUUUGUGAUCGAAUUUAUUGCGUUUUUCCAAUAGCAUCCAAGUUCUAUCCAUAUCCUGUGACUGUCUUGAAGAGUGUGUGUGUACGCUAGUUUUGAGGAAGUUGCAAGAUAAAUCGCCCGUUUUACCGUUCUUUGCGGUAAAGAAACACACAAGCCAUGUGGAACAUGAAAAAAGAGGCAGCUCCAGCCGAACCGCCAAAAGGAACCGAACCGCCAUCAAAAGCAACCCUGGAGCUGUACUUUCUGUUGUUGGAGAACCGUAGUGCUAGUAUAUGGAGCCACAAGUUUGUACAUAUAUACAGAGGGCGAGCGCGAGGCAUAUGACAGGUGCGAUCUUUUCUAGUUUAGCGUACAAAUGAGCAUGGUGGCUCGACAUGAAAUGUUUGCAAAAAAUGAUAAAACAGGAUCUGGAAAGUGCAAAUGCUUUUUGGAUUUGCGGGGCUUUGCGCGGCGAUGCAGGUUGUUGGCGACUUAACAGGAAUGAUCGAGCGUUUCUAGCAGAAUGGUGCGGGUGUCGUGCGAAUGUAGACAACGAGAUGAUUCGAUUUGAAAGUGACGUUACCGGUGUUGAAACAAGGAACGACUACGAUUGAAACCAAGUAUAGUGAAAAACCAAACGACUGCUACGCAUAUACGGCGAGCACAUUCAUCAAGCAACUGGACGCGUAGGCGCACUCCGUGGUGGCGCCUCCCCGAGAGAGCAGGGGGGCGUCGCUAUUGAGACCCGCCAGGCUCUUCUUGUUUCCAGAGUGAUAUACUCUAUCUGCUUUCCCUUUCCCCGUUGACUGUCGCGUGGGAUAGCGCCAUCGUAUGAGCGUUUCGAGCGGUCGUGUGAGUAUCUGCAGUGCGGUAGAGAUAUGUUGCAAAGCGACGAAGAGUUGAUACGCAAGGAAACGUGCGAAAAUGAGGAUCCGAG
Molecule: messenger RNA, 1193 nt
Organism: Amoebophrya sp. A120
Lineage: Eukaryota; Dinophyceae; Syndiniales; Amoebophryaceae
Source: the annotation of a GenBank genome assembly